Messenger RNA from Drosophila ananassae, 1923 nucleotides. RefSeq names its product proliferation-associated protein 2G4. The transcript has 8 exons. NCBI's taxonomy places the organism in Eukaryota, Metazoa, Arthropoda, Insecta, Diptera, Drosophilidae. The record is from RefSeq and is a predicted model, not a curated record. The coding region runs from base 99 to 1283 and encodes 394 amino acids.
GUGGAAGCAAGGUCACACUGCUAAUCUACCUCGUGGUCGUGCGUGUCGCAUUUUCAUUAAAGUCGCCAUUUUUAAAACUAUAUAGCGCCGAGUACACAAUGACAGACGUGGAAAAGGAGCCCGAGAAGACCAUUGCCGAGGAUUUGGUGGUGACCAAAUACAAGUUGGCCGGCGAGAUUGUCAACAAAACCCUCAAGACGGUAAUCGGACUCUGUGUGGCUGAUGCCUCCGUGCGGGAUAUUUGCACCCAGGGUGACAAUCUGCUCACCGAGGAGACCGGCAAAGUAUACAAAAAGGAGAAAGACCUGAAAAAGGGCAUCGCCUUCCCCACUUGUCUGUCGGUCAACAACUGUGUAUGCCACUUCUCCCCAGCCAAGAAUGACACCGACUACACAUUAAAGGCUGGCGACGUCGUCAAAAUUGACUUGGGCGCUCAUAUCGAUGGCUUCAUUGCAGUGGCCGCCCACACAGUCGUUGUAGGCGCCAGUGCGGACCAGAAGAUCAGCGGCCGACAAGCCGAUGUCAUUCUCGCCGCCUACUGGGCUGUCCAGGCCGCCCUGCGCCUCCUCAAAGCUGGAGCCAAUAAUUACUCCAUCACCGAUGCUGUGCAACAAAUCAGCGAGUCGUACAAGUGCAAGCCCAUCGAGGGCAUGCUCAGCCACGAGCUGAAGCAGUUCAAGAUCGAUGGCGAGAAGACGAUUAUACAGAAUCCCAGCGAGGCGCAGCGCAAGGAACACGAGAAGUGCACCUUCGACAAGCAUGAAGUGUACGCCAUCGAUGUCAUUGUCAGCACCGGAGAAGGAGUAGGUCGCGAAAAGGACACAAAGGUCUCUAUCUACAAGAAGUCUGACGAGAACUACAUGCUCAAGUUGAAGGCUUCCCGCGCCCUGCUGGCAGAGGUGAAGACCAAAUACGGAAACAUGCCCUUCAACAUCCGCAGCUUCGAGGAGGAGACCAAGGCCCGUAUGGGCGUUGUUGAGUGCGUCUCCCACAAGAUGAUUGAACCCUUCCAAGUGCUCUACGAGAAGCCAACUGAGGUUGUGGCGCAGUUCAAGCACACGGUCUUGCUUAUGCCCAAUGGCGUCAACCUGGUCACCGGCAUCCCCUUCGAGGUCGAUAACUUUGUCAGCGAGCACAGCAUUGCCCAGGAGGAACUGAAGACUCUUGUCACGCAGCCCCUGGGACCCGUGAAGGGCAAAGGAAAGGGAAAGAAGGCAGCUGCUGCUGGCGGUGGUGCGGCGACAAAGGUGGAAUCGGCGCCGGCCGUUGUGACCAAGGCAUAAUCUCUGCUUUGCCAGCCAGCCCACCAGCAAUCUGAUACAAAGUGAACAAUUGCGCUGCCUACUGCUGCCGCUCCACUGCGCUGCUGGUUUUUACUAUCGAUUUUCGCUGCAAAGUAGUAGAUUCCGACAAACUAUCAAAAAAGAAAUACCCCCGAUCUAUUGACAACAUGAACAUGGAGACUAUUUUGAGGAUUUUUGUUCAAAAUAAGCAGCGAAACGCAGUUCCAUUUCCCCCCCAAACAACAAGAGCCAGAACAAAUCCUCAAUUCAUCAGCAAUAUGCAACAAGAAAAUUAAUUAAAUUAAAAUCUUUAUUCCCCGUACCAUUAGGCUGGUUUCGUUCUAUCGGUUUGUUCUUAACAUCGCAACGAAAUUAGCAAAAAAAAAAGCAAGAAGAACUGUCGUCAAAUUGUAACAAUUUUAACGCUAAAAUGAUCUUUAAAUAUAAUUCAAAAUAUGAAACAAAACAAAAACGUUAUUAACGCUGCGUAGUAGGUAUUAAAUAAAAGUAACAUUUUUCUAUAAAAACAAAAAACAGAAAACCGACAAUUGCCAUUUGACUUUUUUAUUUUUAAAUUUUACGAGAACGUUCCAAUUUCAGACGCUUUUGAUUUUGUAAUAAAUGCACUUUAAGAUUUGUU